UUUUACGCACACCUAUUUCGACGCCAUUUUUGUUUUGACCUCGUUCUCGGUUAACUUUGGGUUUCCGAUGACGUAGUUACUCGGUGUAAUGACAGAAAACAUCAUGGUUAAUUUUACCGAUAAAAAAGUUGGAAAGUUCAGGAUUUGAAGAUAUUUAUCCAACUUACAUUUACCCUAUACAUGAUUUUUCAUGUUUCUACUAAUGCAAAUUUUCAUCCAUUCUUAAAACGUCCCUGUGGAAGCUUAGAUUUAAAAAGUUACUGGAAAUUAUUUUGUACGUCUGCAGCCGACGUUGGAGCUAUCAAGGUCACAUCACUGCCAUGUGACAUAUGUAGUCGCACUAUUUUAUGCACUGUUUUGGAAGAUGUACGCAUUAUAUAUCAAUGCGAUCAUUACUACACACUUCAAUUUUUUUCUCUUGUCAAGUAGGCUGCGAACACUGGGUUCAUCUAAAGUUUUGUAUAAAACAAAAUGUACCAAAUUCCUCUGUAAACACUGCAGUCCAGAAAAAUGAAAGAAAAAACAUCAGACAGCCUGUAUUAAAAAAGCAGAGUGAUUAUUUAUGUUCUUAGCCUCUUAUGUUCAUGAAUGUUUAAAUGUUUUCAGAUUUAUUUAUAUCAUUUGUCCUUAGUAUUGAUUAGCUUCUUGCAUCUGCUUUUAUGUUAAGUUUUAUUGCAUUAUCCAUGACAGUCAUGGUGUAGCACAUUACUUACAGUGAUUACACAAAUAUUUAAGCCAAUCAAAAGCUUCGUAACAAGUAUCAUGUAAGAUGCGUAGAAAUAGGUGUGUUAGAAAAAAGUAUGGCCGACCACACUUAGUUGUUGUUUACCGUUUGAUUUCUGGCAGUCAGUUGUUUAGAAUAAGAUGUUAUUGGUAUGAUUCAAUGCAUAAAAGAGUGAAGGGCUAUAAGUCUACAGAACAUAGUUUUGAUCAUCCUUGGUUUCAGACAUGGAUAAUGUUUAUCGGAGAGUCACUUUGUUUGAUAGGACUGUGCUUACAUAGAAGAAGAGAAUUACAAGAAUACAGGAAACAUGUUACAGAGAAUGAUGCUCUGAUGGUUCAGCCACAUAUAGAAGUAGGACCUCCUGUUCAUGCAAGAGUAUUUCAAUGGAUUGUUGUUGUACCGACCUGUUGCGACCUUGUUGGAACAUCACUUGCUGGUAUUGGUUUGGUGUAUGUGGAUGCCUCAGUAUGGCAGAUGUUGAGGGGAUCUAUCAUCAUAUUUGCUGGCAUUCUUUCAAAAAUAUUUCUGAAGAGGAAGCUGAAGUUGACACAUUGGUUAGGGAUGAUUAUGGUCAUGAUUGGUCUAGUGUUGGUUGGCUGUUCCAGUGUGUUUAAAAGUCAAGAUCAUAAAACAGCUGGCAGCAAGACUCUUCUAGGUAUAUUGCUGAUCCUUGGCAGUCAGAUUGUGAGUGCUAGCCAGAUGGUGAUAGAGGAGGCCUUUCUGAAAAAGAGGAACCUUCAUCCUUUACAUGUUGUUGGAUUAGAGGGCAGCUAUGGAUUUGUACUCAUGUCUUUUAUAGUGUUACCUGCAAUGUAUUUUAUACCUGGUGAUGAUGUACACAACAAUUACGAGAACAGUGUAGAUGCCUUGUACCAGAUAUAUUACAGCCCCAGGCUUCUUGUGUUUUGCCUUCUCUACCUGGGAUCUAUAGCAUUUUAUAAUUACUUUGGACUAGCUGUUACAAGAUCGCUCACUGCUGUGCACAGAACUUUGAUAGAUGCUUGUAGAACAAUAAUGGUGUGGGGAGUUGAUCUCAUUAUCUACUAUGCAUUUGACAAGAACUUUGGAGAACCUUUUGACAAAACGUAUGGAAUUCUUCAAAUUGAUGGUUUCUUAUUUCUCAUGAUUGGUACAGCAAUGUAUAACCAGCUCAUAGACCUGAGAAAUUUUGUGCCAUGUUGCACUUUCCAGUCAGAGGAAAUGAAGAAUGUUUAUAAUGAAUCUAGUCACCAUGGCAACAUACAAGAUGUUAGUUACAGUGAGGAGGAGAGUGACAAUGAAAAUACAAAACUUCUUAAGGGAAGAAGAUAAUUCACAAACUUGACAUUUGGAGGAUCAAAUUUUAUCUUCUUAAACAUUCCGCAGAAUUUUUGCUGUCUGAUGUAUAAGUUAGUUUUGACCUUUGUUAAAUGACAAUUUUGAAUCAGACUAUACAUUUUAUAUAAUAUAAUCUAUUGCUUGCUAAAAAUAGUAAGUGUACAAAUUCUGUGCAAUAGAAGUAAAAUUGAUUUUAGUAUGUAGUGGUUUUAGAGAAUACUGAUAAUUUGAAAUAGACUAUACACAUAUUGAAUAUAAAAACGUGGUGAUAACCUAUAAAAAAUUUAUUUAAUGUAAGUAAAUACUUUAUGACUUUGAUUAAGUGCAAUAAAAAUGGAGUGGAAAUAAACCCAGAGAAAAUAUUAGUUCAUAGUGGUGUUAGAGAAUAAUGUUAAUUUCAAAAAGACAAUACACAUAUGAAAUAUGAAAUAUAAAACAUGAUGAUGACCUAUAAGUGUAAGUAAAUGCUUAACAACUUUCAUUCAGUGCAACAAAGUGAAAUAGCUAUUGUUAUGGCUGCUUACGCAUAGCCUGUAUGUUUAGAGCCAAUCUGACAACUGCGUUAGGGAGUCGGCUCAGUGGUUACAGCAUUGGCUUUGCGUAAGCGACUGUAACACUAUGAACUCAGAGGGAAGGUUUUAGUACAUAGAGGUUUUAGAGAAUAAUGAUUAUUUGAAAUAGACUAUACAUUUAUAAAAUAUGAAACAUGGUGCUAACCUUUAAAUGUAAGUUAAUGUUUCAUGACUUUGAUUAAGUGCAAUGACAAACCAAUGGAAAUGAACCCAGAGAGAAAAUUUAGUUCAUAGUGGUUUCAGAGAAUAAUAAUUUGAAUAGACUAUAUACAUAUAGAAUACAAAACAUGAUGAUGACCUACAAGUCUAAGUAAAUGCGUCAUGACUUUUAUUAAGUACAACAAAAUUAGACAAAAAUGAACACAGAUGGAAAAUUUCAGUACAUAGUGGAUUUAGAGAUCAAUAAUGAUUAUAUGAAAUGGACUAUACCCAUAUAAAAUGAUGACCUAUAACAUGUAAGUAAAUGCUUCAUGACUCUGAUUAAGUGCAAUAAAUGUGAAAUGAACUGGAGGGAAAGUUCAGUACAUAGUGGUCUUAGAAUAUAAUGUUUUACACUUAAUAAUAAUGAGGACUGCUAUGAAUCAGACUGUAUUUAUUAUGAAAUUCUUUUGUAGCAGAAAGAGGAUCAUGUCAAUCAAGAAAACAUGAAGGUGUAAAUAUGACAACCCUAAUUUUCCAAAUUGUUGAAAAUAUAUAAUUGAUCAUGAACAAUUAUACCAAUAUUUAUGGAUAAAAUGUGUAUUAUAUUGUUACAUCACCUUUAUUGGAUAAAUGCUAAUAACAUUUCAGUUUCAGUAAAUAUUUUCUGUUUAACAACUUUAGUAAAAACUUUACUUUAAAUACAGUAUGUUAAUCCGGCUAAAGGUUGUACUAAUGUGUCUCUACAUAUAACUUACAAGUUGUGUUUAUCAGUAUUGAAGGAGGGCAUGCAAAAUGCAGAAUUGUGAAAUAUAAUGAUAUAAAUAAUAAAUUUUACAUGAAGUAUAAAAUAUCAUGAACAUGAUAAAAUUUUAAUGUGAUUCAAUGACUUUAUUAUUUUAUUAUCUGUUAUUACACUGCAUGAAGGUUUUUAAUUGGUACAAAUGUAAAUAAUAUACAUGUAUAUUAAUAUUGUAGUUCCUUUUAGUCUCUCACAGUUUGGUUCUGACAUUUCUUAAGUAUUUGAUACUCAGUUUUAUUGAUAUUUUUUUAAUUGCAUGUACAUGUAUUUGUUUUUAAUAUGUAAAUUUGAAUUUAAAAAUAGAUUAUUUUUAUACUAUUAAAACUGUUUUACAAUCAUUUGUUGCUUUUGUUUAAUAU
Mercenaria mercenaria is the source of this 3912-nucleotide messenger RNA. Its product is annotated as solute carrier family 35 member F6-like. Gene Ontology annotation, biological process: pyrimidine nucleotide-sugar transmembrane transport. The record is from RefSeq and is a predicted model, not a curated record. Gene Ontology annotation, cellular component: intracellular membrane-bounded organelle; Golgi membrane. Lineage: Eukaryota; Metazoa; Mollusca; Bivalvia; Venerida; Veneridae. Gene Ontology annotation, molecular function: pyrimidine nucleotide-sugar transmembrane transporter activity. The coding region runs from base 770 to 2035 and encodes 421 amino acids. The transcript has 13 exons.